Molecule: messenger RNA, 1344 nt
Organism: Musca vetustissima
Lineage: Eukaryota; Metazoa; Arthropoda; Insecta; Diptera; Muscidae
Gene: ImpE2
Product: 20-hydroxyecdysone protein
Exons: 1
Coding region: 1-1344 (447 amino acids)
Source: RefSeq, a predicted model, not a curated record
AUGCGCUUCUCCUUUGCGGUAGUGGGUAUCUUCUUUUUGGCAGCUGUGUGUCAGGCGGCUGUUGUUCCCAGACGUUAUCGGAGCACAGAAGAAAUAUUAGUACCAGUGACUGUGAUUCAAGAUGGCGAAGAGAUCAAAGAUGUCAGCAACGAAGCCAAUCUGCAGUCUCAGGUGAAAAGUGUUGCCACCGAAGUCAUUGCCGAGGAAAUCGCCAAAGCCGUGGAUGAAGAACAAAAAUUGGAAGCCGUCGAAGCUGUAGUAGAAGCCCAACGUCGCCUUGAUGGAGAUGUCGUGAAAGAGGAUGCCGAAGAAGCAGUUGUCAAAGAAAAUUCCGAACUUUUAAAAACCCUUCAGACCGAAGAGAAAACCUCAGUGGUUGUGAUUGACGAGAAAAAGGGCGACGAUGUAGCCGUCCAGCCUGAAUUAAAAUCUGAGGAAGUGAAACCCCUUUCUGGCGAAAAACCAGUCGAAGAUGAACAGGCUGCUCAACAAUUCAAAGCACUCGUGAAAGACGACUCUUCCGAAGAACAUGUACAAACUCCUGUCGUGUCUAGUGAUGACGAAGAGGGCGCACCUGAGGCCACCUUGCGUCAAGCUACACAAGCCACACCCGGUCAGACAACACAGCAGAACUUCGUACAACAGCUUAUUCAGAGUUCUCCGCUGGGCCAAUUCUUCAACCAAAUCACCGGCCAGACACAAAACACUCAACAAGUCGCAAACGACGAAACUGCUCCAGCCACGCCUAAUCCUACAAUUCCCUCGUUUUUGGCCCCAGCUAUAUCAACAGUUCAGAACGCAGCUCAAUCGGUAGUCAACACAACUCAGAACGCUUUCCAAGGCUUGACAAAUCUGGCUAGCAAUUUGGGUACAACAUUCCAAAAUACCUUGUCCAGUUUUGGUGGACAACCACCAGCACAGCAACAAGGCGCUUCCGGCGAUGCCACCACAGCUCGACCACAAGGACCUUUGCAGCAGCUGGUCAGUACCAUUAUGGGAAAUAACAACCAACAAGCAACCCCAGCAUCAGGCACUCAGCCGCAAGGGCCGUUGCAGGGCCUACUGAACAUUUUCCAGGGCAACAAUGCUAAUAACGCCAACAACAAUACUCCACAAGCGAGUACACACUCAGCGGAUACAACUGCCACACAGCCGGCCACUCAGCCUGAAACUCCAGAUCAAACCCCGACUGCUGGCGAAGAAGUAGCUAUUGCUGCCGAUGAUAUGAACAACGAGAUUCGUAGCAGUGCCGAGGUUGACGACUCCUUUGAAGAAACCAACCAACCCGAAGAGUUGAUAGUAGUCCAAGACGAUGCCUCUCAAAAUCACGAUAACGAGCAUUGA